AUGUUAAAAUCACUUCUCAACAGCAUCACAUGUUUUUCCCAACUAUCUUCAUGUGAGAGCGUUAAAAUUGAACCAGUUCAAAAGUAUUAUGUAAAGGCUGAAGAGAUACUGAAAUUGUUGAAGACGAUACUUGAUGCUGUUACUGAUGUGGAAGAAGAAAUGCUGCAAAGUGCGUUUGCAGGACUACUCCAAUCUGUUGAUGAAAUAAGGGAAUUGUGUGAAAACUGGCAGCCAUUGAUGAGUAAAAUAUACUUUGUUUUACAGGUCGAGUCACUUAUUUCAAAGAUUAGAGCUCAGAGUUUGCAGAUCCUGGAGUUGUUGAAAUCUUCUGAUGAGAACCUUGUGCAAAAAAUCCAGAGCACAAAUUCCAAACAAACUUCACUUGUCAUCAAGAAAGCCAUCAAGGACCAUGUGGAGGGCCCUGAAGCUAGCUCAGAUGACCUGGCACAAGUUGCAGACAGCCUGGGCUUAAAGUCGAAUCAAGAGCUCCUGAUUGAGGCCGUGGCUCUAGAGAAGCUGAAGGAAAACGCCGAGCAAGCAGAAAAGACCAGUGAAGUCGAGGACAUAGACCAAAUGAUUGCCGUGGUCACCCACAUGCACGAUCUCCUCGUCUCCUUGAAACAGUCCGAACUUUGCAACCCCGUUCCCAUACCCGCCGACUUUUGCUGCCCGCUCUCGCUCGAGCUAAUGACAGAUCCUGUCAUUGUUGCCUCUGGUCAGACUUACGAGCGAGCCUUCAUACGGGACUGGAUAGACCUCGGUCUGACUGUGUGCCCCAAGACGCGUCAAACCCUGGCCCACACGAAUCUUAUACCGAACUACACCGUCAAAGCCCUCAUUGCCAGCUGGUGCGACACAAACAACGUCAAACUGCCAGACCCCGUGAAAACAACGUCAAAGCUUUCGCUGCUCCUUGUAAACGCCGAGGCUGGUGGGGUCCGCAGGAUCAACAGUUGCGGCACCCCGGACAGGUCCUCGAGCUCCCCACUGACGCGCAGCCCGAUCCCGUCCCCUUCCCACCCUCGCUCGUUUUCAGAUUCUUUCACAGCUCCCCCCACGAAUGGACACGUGUCGGAUGCUGAGCGAGCCUCCCCAAGAAGUUCCGACGACCGGUCGGAUCACUCUGGCGAGAGGAAUCCAAACUUGAGCGGCGCGGACGAGAAUCCACCUCAGGGGCACAACCGUAAUAAUUCUGCCUCCAGCACCCACUCAAAUUCCAACCGGUCCCAGGGCACUCCCGUCGAGGGAUCCGAUGUCUCAGGGGAGCUCGCCCCAGACCCCCUACCCGCCGCCGCAAACACGAUCCCUCAUAGGGAACCAGACUUCCCAUCGAGGCUCGAGAUGCGGGCCCGCGGGCAGGCGCUCUGGCGCCGGCCGACCGACCGGUUUUCUCCCAGGCUCGCCUCAUCAUCCCCCGCAGCUGAGAUGCGGCCUGAGCUCUUGGAGAUUGAGAAUCAGGUGAAGCGGCUGGUCGAGGACCUCAAGAGUGAGUCCCUCGACGCCCAGCGGAACGCAACCUCUGAGAUCCGGUUGCUCGCGAAGCACAACAUGGACAACCGUAUCGUGAUCGCGGGGUGUGGGACCAUCGGUUUUCUCGUUGGCCUUCUCCGCUCGCCGGACCUCGCCGUGCAGGAGAACGCAGUCACCGCCCUCCUCAACCUAUCCAUCAACGACAACAACAAGUCGGCCAUUGCUAAUGCCGGUGCCAUCGAGCCGCUGAUCCACGUGCUCGAGCACGGGAGUCCCGAGGCAAAGGAGAACUCGGCGGCCACACUUUUCAGUCUCUCGGUGAUCGAGGAGAACAAGGUGAAGAUCGGGCGGUCGGGGGCCAUAAAGCCGCUGGUCGACCUUCUUGGGAACGGGACCCCCAGGGGGAAGAAGGACGCGGCGACUGCUCUGUUCAACCUGUCAAUCAACCACGAGAACAAGGCUCGGAUUGUGCAGGCCGGGGCGGUGAGGCACCUGGUGGAGCUGAUGGACCCCGCGUUCGGGAUGGUGGACAAGGCGGUGGCCGUGCUGUCCAACCUGGCGACGAUCCACGAGGGCCGGGCUGCGAUCGGGCAGGAGGAGGGGAUACCGGUGCUGGUGGAGGUGGUGGAGCUCGGGUCUGGGAGAGGGAAGGAGAAUGCGGCGGCUGCCCUCCUUCAGCUCUGCACCAACAGCAGCCGGUUCUGCAACAGGGUUUUGCAGGAGGGGGCCGUGCCCCCAUUGGUUGCGCUUUCGCAGUCCGGGACGCCUAGGGCUAGGGAGAAGGCGCAGCAGCUACUCACCUUCUUUAGGAACCAACGGCAUGGAAAUUCUGGCAGAGGUUGA
Molecule: messenger RNA, 2313 nt
Organism: Striga hermonthica
Lineage: Eukaryota; Viridiplantae; Streptophyta; Magnoliopsida; Lamiales; Orobanchaceae
Source: the annotation of a GenBank genome assembly